UCUGAAAUCGGUCUUAACAGAUUUUCCUUUCCAGACCAAUGUUGUCUUGACAGCGAAUCUAACCCAUCCACCCACUACAACCACCGUAAUCGGCGGCGCGUGAGGUUCAGAAUGGACCAAAUCUCCUCAACCCUUCAAUAUUGGCUAGUAAACCACCCCAAAAUCCUCAAUUUCCGGUGGACUCCAGGCCAAACCCUCGGCUCCACUCCACUGUUCCUCACCGUCACAGUCCUCACCUACCUCUCUCUCACCUUCCUCCUCUCCCGCCUCCCUUUCCCCUCCCUCGGCUCCCGCUUCCUCAAAUCCAUCACCGCUCUCCAUUCUCUCACUCUUUUCCUCCUCUCCUUAAUCAUGGCCGUCGGCUGCACUUUCGCCAUAGUCUUCCAUUCCCCUGAUUUCCGCCACACCUUCUGUUUCCCUCCCCACACCCCACCCACCGGACCCCUCUUCUUCUGGGCCCACAUCUUCUAUCUCUCGAAGGUUCUCGAAUUCAUCGACACCCUUCUCAUCAUCCUGUCCAAAUCGAUCCAACGGCUGACAUUCCUCCACGUCUACCACCACGCCACGGUGGUGGUCAUGUGCUACUUAUGGCUCCACACCUCCCAGUCUCUCUUCCCGGUGGCUCUCAUCACCAACGCCACCGUUCACGUGGUAAUGUAUUUGUACUACUUCCUAACCGCCGUCGGGAAGCGGCCGAAGUGGAAGAGAUUGGUGACGGAUUUCCAGAUUGUACAGUUCGUAUUCAGCUUCAUGGUGUCGGGUUUGAUGCUGUACUACCAUUUCGCCGGAGUAGGGUGCUCCGGGAUGUGGGGAUGGUGCUUCAAUGCUGUAUUUAACGCCUCUCUUUUGGCUCUGUUCGUUGAUUUCCACGGCAAGAGUUACGCCAAGAGAAGGACGGGAGAUAAAGAUAAACGGUCGUGAUUGCCUGUUAUUAUCGGACGGUUCAAUUCCAUUGUAUUUUUCCAGACCACUCUUCAUCCCCAAAUAAAGUAUGGAGGGUUUUGGAAAAUCUCUUAAAUAUUUAUAUAUAUAUAUAUAUUUCUUUUUUUAACUAUCAAUGUUUGAAAUCAUAUUAAAUAUCAAUUAAUAUA
This is a messenger RNA of Rubroshorea leprosula, 1091 nucleotides long. The record is from the annotation of a GenBank genome assembly. Lineage: Eukaryota; Viridiplantae; Streptophyta; Magnoliopsida; Malvales; Dipterocarpaceae.